CCUACAGGAGAUAGUGGACCUGCAGGGCCUGCAGGACCUGCAGGAUCUCCUGGAUCGACAGGACUUCCUGGGAUUCCAGGAAUGGACGGAACUCCAGGAGAGCCGGGACUUCCAGGAACUCCAGGAAAUGAUGGAAAUGAUGGAGCUAAGGGAGCUGUAGGACCCGCAGGACCUCCAGGAACUGAAGGACUUCAAGGACUUAAAGGAUCUCCAGGAGAUACUGGUCCUACAGGAGAUAGUGGACCAUCAGGGCCUGCAGGACCUGCAGGAUCUCCUGGAUCGACAGGACUUCCUGGGAUUCCAGGAAUGGACGGAACUCCAGGAGAGCCGGGACUUCCAGGAACUCCAGGAAAUGAUGGAAAUGAUGGAGCUAAGGGAGCUGUAGGACCCGCAGGACCUCCAGGAACUGAAGGACUUCAAGGACUUAAAGGAUCUCCAGGAGAUACUGGUCCUACAGGAGAUAGUGGACCAUCAGGGCCUGCAGGACCUGCAGGAUCUCCUGGAUCGACAGGACUUCCUGGGAUUCCAGGAAUGGACGGAACUCCAGGAGAGCCGGGACUUCCAGGAACUCCAGGAAACGAUGGAAAUGAUGGAGCUAAGGGAGCUCAAGGACUUCAAGGACCUAAAGGAGAUAGUGGACCUUCAGGACCUAAAGGAGAUAGUGGACCUUCAGGACCGCCAGGACCUGCAGGACCUCAAGGACCUCCUGGAUUGAUACAAGUGACUAUACCAGAACUACCAUCAAUACCAGGAAUACCACCAAUAUCACUACUAGGGCUCAAAGGAUCAAAAGGAGAAUCUGGAGCUAAAGGAUCUGCUGGAUCUCCUGGGUCGGCAGGAACUCCUGGAACUCCAGGAAUGGAUGGAACUCCAGGAACGCAAGGGUCUCCUGGAUCGGCAGGAACUCCUGGAACUCCAGGAAUGGAUGGAACUAAAGGAGAGCAAGGACCUCCAGGACUUAAAGGAAUUGCAGGAACUCCAGGACCUAAAGGAGAUAGUGGAACUAUAGGACUUCCAGGAUUAGAUGGCUCUGAUGGAUCUCCAGGAACUGAAGGACCUAUAGGACCUGCAGGACCUACAGGACCUGCAGGACCUCCAGGAACUCCAGGAAUUAAUGGAAAUGAUGGAGCUAAGGGAGCUCAAGGACCUGAAGGAAUUCAAGGACCUCUAGGGCCUUCAGGACCUAAAGGAGAUAGUGGACCCAAAGGAGAUAGAGGACCUUCAGGGCCUGCAGGAUCCGAUGGACCUGCAGGAACUCCAGGUAUGGACGGAACUCCAGGAAUGGACGGAACUCCAGGAGAGCCAGGACUUCCAGGAACUCCAGGAAAUGAUGGAAAUGAUGGAGCUAAGGGAGCUCAAGGACCUAAAGGAGAUAGUGGACCUUCAGGACUUCAAGGACCUAAAGGAGAUAGUGGACCCAAAGGAGAUGGAGGACCUUCAGGGCCUGCAGGAGCCGAAGGACCUGCAGGAACACCAGGUAUGGACGGAACUCCAGGAAUGGCCGGAACUCCAGGAGAGCCAGGACUUCCAGGAACUCCAGGAAAUGAUGGAAAUGAUGGAGCUAAGGGAGCUCAAGGACCUCUAGGACCUAAAGGAGAUAGUGGACCUUCAGGACUUCAAGGACCUAAAGGAGAUAGUGGACCUUCAGGACCACCAGGAUCUCCUGGAACUGCGGGACCUGCAGGACCUCCUGGAUCGUUACAAUUGAUUAUACCAGGACUACCACCAAUACCAGGAAUACCACCAAUAUCAUUGCCAGGAUUCAAAGGUUCAAAAGGAGAAACUGGAGCUACAGGAUCUGCUGGACCUCCUGGAUCGGCAGGGACUCCUGGGACUCCAGGAAUGGAUGGAACUCCAGGAACGCAAGGGUCUCCUGGAUCGGCAGGAACUCCUGGAACUCCAGGAAUGGAUGGAACUAAAGGAGAGCAAGGACCUCCAGGACUUCAAGGAAUUGCAGGAACUCCAGGACCUAAAGGAGAUAGUGGAACUAUAGGACUUCCAGGAUUAGAUGGCUCUGAUGGAUCUCCAGGAACUGAAGGACCUAUAGGACCUGCAGGACCUACAGGACCUGCAGGACCUCCAGGAACUCCAGGAAUUAAUGGAAAUGAUGGAGCUAAGGGAGCUCAAGGACCUGAAGGAAUUCAAGGACCUCUAGGGCCUUCAGGACCUAAAGGAGAUAGUGGACCCAAAGGAGAUAGAGGACCUUCAGGGCCUGCAGGAUCCGAUGGACCUGCAGGAACUCCAGGUAUGGACGGAACUCCAGGAAUGGACGGAACUCCAGGAGAGCCAGGACUUCCAGGAACUCCAGGAAAUGAUGGAAAUGAUGGAGCUAAGGGAGCUCAAGGACCUCAAGGACCUAAAGGAGAUAGUGGACCUUCAGGACCUCAAGGACCUAAAGGAGAUAGUGGACCCAAAGGAGAUGGAGGACCUUCAGGGCCUGCAGGAGCCGAAGGACCUGCAGGAACACCAGGUAUGGACGGAACUCCAGGAAUGGCCGGAACUCCAGGAGAGCCAGGACUUCCAGGAACUCCAGGAAAUGAUGGAAAUGAUGGAGCUAAGGGAGCUCAAGGACCUCAGGGAAUUCAAGGACCGCUAGGCUCUCAAGGACCUAAAGGAGAUAGAGGACCUUCAGGACUUCCAGGACGUCCUGGACCUGCAGGACCCGCAGGACAUCAUGGACAUACAGGACCUGCUGGACCUGCAGGACUACAAGGACCUUCAGGACCGGCAGGACCUCCAGGACCUGCAGGACCUCCAGGGCCUCCAGGGGAACCAGGAUAUUCAGGACAACCAUGGCAUCCAUGGCAUCCAUGGCAUCUAGAAUAUCCUGGACAUCCACAACAUCCACAACAUCCAGGACAUCCAGAAAAUCCAGGACAUCCAGAACAUCCAGAACAUCCAGGACAUCCAGGACAUCCAGGGCAUCCAGGACACCCAGAACAUCCAGGGCAUCCAGGACAUCCAGGACAUCCAGGACAUCCAGGACAUCCAGGACAUCCAGGAUAUCCAGGACAUCCAGGACAUCCAGGUCAUCCAUCAAAUUGCUCUCGUCCACCAUGGUCGACAACUUCAGCAACCACAACAAUGACAACCACAACAACCCCUUCUACACCAACCAUAACUAAAAAACCAACGAGGCCACACCCACACCCCACCAAACCACAUUGGACACCACAUCCACAUCCAGCUACAUCCACUAUGGAACCCGAUACUACGGUGGCGCCCAUCUUGGACUGUAACGCAUCUAGCUACUUCGCAUUCGGAUCAGGAUUUAUUCCAAGGAAUGCUCCUUACACGUUACUGUUUGGAAAUUUAUACACAAGGCAUUUGGAAGUCAACGUAUCAAUUAUUGCUGAUUCUACGCAGGAUGUGAUAUUCAGCAGAACCAUAACGGUCAAUAGAAAUGCUUUGAAAACAAUCAGCUUCGAGUUUUUCGACAUACCUGCUGAUAACUUUACCCUGACGAUCACUAGUGCGGAUGAAACCUGUGACAUUGAUGUAUACAAGGACCUAGUAUACAAUCCGAAACGGAUGUCUAUUUUCAUUCAAACCGACAAACCUAUUUACAACCCAGGAGAUCGAAUGCGCUUUCGCGUCGUAAUGGUUGAUCCUGACACCAAACCAGUGACGAACAAUGGCCCUGUGAGGAUAAGAAUCUCGGAUGCUAAAAGAAACUCCAUAGCGCGAUGGCGGAACGCGGCACUAACUAACGGAGUUUUUUCAUCUGGAAUUCAGUUAGCGUCAUCUCCUAAUUUGGGAAACUGGACCCUAGAGGUGUCAGUUGAUGGACAUACGACAGUUCAAGUAUUCGAAGUGCGUCAGUAUGAUCUGCCGAAAUUCUACGUAAAGGUCUACCCCACCGAACUUUCGCUUAUAGAGAACAAAGAGAUUCAGAUCACGAUCGACACAGAAUACACAUUCGGUCACCCAACCGAGGGAACACUCCUUCUUCGACUAUUUACGAACGAAGAUGAUCUAGCGCCACUCAGAACCAAAACGAUGAGUAUAAAUGGGAAGGCGACUGUUAAGUUUGACCUUGAAGAUGACGUACUAAUUGAAGACGACAGUGUUUAUCAGGACGUGAUAAUCAAGGCAAGCAUUAAGGAAAAACAUACUGAUCGUGUGGUUGACAUCACUCAAUACGUUCCUGUGUUCCGUAAUCCGAACAGAAUUGAGUUUGAUGGACCAUUGGAUCGAUUGUUUCCAGGUGUACCAUAUCUAGUGAAACUCUCAGUAAAGGAUCACUAUGGUGACACUCCUGAAGGCCCUGGAACGGUAGAAGUGGUAGCUUACUAUAACGGAGAUCCGACCGACGGUAGACAAACCAUAAAUGCUAAUCUUGAUGAUCAUGGCUUAGCAACGCUAUAUCUAGAUGUACCAGAGGAAGCUUCGGAGUUAACAAUCGAGGCGACCUACGACUCGGUAAACUAUGGCCAAAUUGGCACUAUUGAAGCUAUAGAAUCAGAAAGCGCACAUUAUAUACGGGUGACACUCAAUCCAAGAUACAGAGUUCGCUCCAAUAAGGACGUUGUCUUCGGUGUGAGGUGCACUAAAUAUAUGAAACGAUUUUGGUACGUAAUUACGGCCAGGGGACGUGUUGUCACUGCGAGCAAUAUGGUCGUGCCGAACAAAAAAAGUUUGAACUUCAAAGUAAGACUAACACCCGAGAUGGCACCUAUUGCACGACUCUCGGUGUUCAAUGUUGAUGACGGACUGCUCAUUCACGACAGCUUGCUCCUGAACUUCGAAACGUUCAAUAACAAUGUAAUGAUGGCAUUAGACAGGGAAGAUUAUCGACCAGGACAGGAUAUCUAUGUAGACGUAGCGGCAGCGGAAGAUUCUUAUAUCGCAUUGCAGGCCAUAGACCAAAGCGUACUCGUUGUAGAUAACCAAAAGUACGGGUUCAGUAAAACUGAUGUCCUCAAUGAUCUGGCCCUUUACGAUCCCCCGUCCAACGAAACAGAUGACUUUUCAUUCUCGGCGGGUCUCUUUUUGAGAUCAGCCAUCAAGCAAGAUAUUCUGCGAUCCCGCGGGGCAAGCACUCGUGCUGCCGUUUGCUGUUCUGGAAUAACAAAACUACUUCGGAAGCCAAUACUCAUCAGGACCAUCUUUCCAGAGACGUGGAUGUGGAGACAUUUCUCGAUGGAUGGAAAGAAAACAAGCGUCUCGGAUACGGUUCCGGAUACGAUAACGUCAUGGCAGUUGUCUGGAUUUGCGCUCAGUCCAACUUUGGGUCUUGGUAUUCCUGAGAAAUCGAAACAUUUUGUCGUCAAACAACCAUUCUACAUAAUCGUCAACCACCCAUACUCAUUGAAACGCAACGAAACGACACUUAUCCAUGUCACGUUGUAUAAUUUCAUUGGAAAUGACCUUCUAACGGAUGUGACAAUGUUCAACAAGAGAGACGAGCUUGAGUUCGUUGGAGCUACCGUUCAUCAAUCGUUGCGUGCUGUUAUUAAUGAGACAACUACUCAGCUUACGAAGACGGUUGUUACACCCAGCGGUAUUGGGAAAACCAUUUCAUUUAUGAUAAGAGCUAAAAAAUUGGGAGACAUCGCGAUCAAGGUCCAAGCCAAAAAUUUGUUGGCGUCUGAUGCGGUGGAGCAUAUUUUGCAUGUCACUCCAGAAAGUCAUUUAUACAUGAAGAACGAAGCAAGAUUCAUUGAGCUUGGUAGACCAGGCAAGAAAAAAUUCAAGAUCGAUAUCGACGUUCCGAGAGGAAUCGAUGAAGGGUCCUUGCAAAUAAAGUUCACUCUAGAUGCAAACUGCCUGGGUACAACCGUGCAGAAUCUCGGUAAUCUGAUUAAUCCACCGAGUCAUACUUGUGGAGAAUUAAAUAUGUUGAGUUUCGUGCCGAAUAUUGUCAUAUUAGAUUACCUCUCCGAAACAGGCGUGGUAGCAGAUAGUGUGAAAUCCAAAGCCCUCAGAUACCUCCAAACUGGUUAUCAGAAUCAGUUAAAGUUUAAGCAUCCUGAUGGUUCGUUCAGCGUCUGGGGUCGUCUAGACUCAGAAGGCAGUACUUUCUUGACUGCAUUUGUGGCAAAAUCGUUCAAAUUGGCGUCUGUAUAUAUUGAUAUAGACGAAACAGUUAUAGCCGAUGCAUUCAAUUGGUUAGCGGAUAUUCAAAAAACGGAUGGAAGGUUCGAGGAAGUAGGACAAGUUUACCAUGCAGAUAUUCAAAGUGGAAUACGUAACAACAGCAUUGCACUCACCUCUUAUGUAUUGAUAGCAUUUUUGGAGAAUCCCGAUAUCGCUGCUAAUCACACCCCCACGGUUCGGAGAGCGUUGAGGUUCUUAUCGGGCAAAUACGAUGAAAUCGACGAUUCAUAUGAUCUAGCUCUGACAACGUAUGCCUUUUCGCUGGCUGGUCAUCCGAAGGCCAAACAAGCUCUUGAUGAUCUUAUUGAUCAGUCGAUACUUGAUGGAGAAAAUGGUCUCCGUUACUGGAACAGGACAUCCGCAAGUGUUGAAAUCGCUGGAUAUGCAAUUCUAUCGUUAAUGAAAAACAAUGUAGUGAUUGGGGUGAUGGAAAUUGUACAAUGGCUAACUCAGCAGCGUUACGGACAGGGCAGUUACGGGGGAGUACAAGACACAAUUGUUGGAUUGGAGGCACUAACGAAGUUUUCUGCCCAAAUUUCAUCAAAGAAAAAUGACUAUCGAGUCACUAUUUGGCACAAACCCUAUAGAACCCACACCUUUGACGUCGACAAAAAUGAUACAUUUAGUAUUCAAGAGCUUGAUAUUCCAAGCCACGUUAGACAGAUACGGGUUGAAAUCGUCGGAGUGGGUUACGGUAUGUUCCAAGUGGCCUAUCAAUAUUAUAUGAGCAUUGAACGGGCCAGACCGAGCUUCAAGAUAAACGUGGAAGUGUUGAAGCGUUCCAAUUAUUACGUACAGCACUUGCAAGUAUGUGUGAAAUAUAUUCCACGGGAAGCAUAUCAAAGAUCGAACAUGGCAAUGAUUGAAGUAUUCUUCCCGAGUGGGCUCGUUGCUGACGAGGACUCUGUCCAAGAUCUAUCCCGCUACCCUCAAAUUCAAAAAACUGAACUUCGAUUCGCCGCUACUUCCGUUGUUGUUUACUAUAACAGCCUGAGUCCAGAAGCUAGUUGCUUCCGAGUCACCGCUUACCGUAGGUACAAGGUUGCAAAUAAUCGUCCCGCUAACGUUGUUGUGUAUGAUUUGUACGACCUAGAUCGCUUCGCCGUCAAAUCAUACCAAGGCAUAGUGGCUCAACUGUGCGAUAUUUGCGAAGAUGAGGAAUGUGAAAGCCUGUCCUGUCCCUGAAUCCUUUGCUAUCGUGAUUGAAUCUAUGAACAUAUUUUGAGU
Messenger RNA from Toxorhynchites rutilus septentrionalis, 7326 nucleotides. RefSeq names its product thioester-containing protein 1 allele R1-like. The coding region runs from base 82 to 7284 and encodes 2400 amino acids. The transcript is spliced from 15 exons. NCBI's taxonomy places the organism in Eukaryota, Metazoa, Arthropoda, Insecta, Diptera, Culicidae. Gene Ontology annotation, cellular component: extracellular region. Gene Ontology annotation, molecular function: endopeptidase inhibitor activity. The record is from RefSeq and is a predicted model, not a curated record.